GCUACUUUCUCUCAUCAACUCUAUUCCGCCUCCUGGGCUUCUGUUUGUGCCCCGAGCAUACUGCGACGAGUGCCUUGAUUGCCAAACCAGCACCACCAUCAACAUCAACAACUUCCAGUAACUCGGUAACAAGACACCAUCGCAAUCAUGAUUACUCUCGCCUCUCCCUCCGAAGCCAGCCGCAAGGCCACCAAGCAAGCCUCCCGCGUGAUGUCCAGCCUCAAAAACACCCUCUGGUCAACCUUCUCCAAGACCCCCAAGCAGCAUCUCAAGGAGCAGAUGCCCAAGUACCAACUCUGUAGCAACCCCAGCAUCACUAUUACAGAUGCAGAGACCGGUGAAGAGUGGGAUUUCGUUGAUCAUGAUGAACUCGAUGGUGAUCUCGCGAACAGCGACGACAAUCGCACUUCGAGCGAGGAACUCGAGAUGAAUGCGCGCGAACAGGAGGAUCUCCUGUAUUCGCGACGUUGCGCAGGGAGAGAGAGAUAUGCUGGCUGUUCGACGAAACUCGCCAGUGCCAGUAGAACAAGAGAUCUCGCGACGAAGCAGCCAUCGCCUCGAGAUUGA
Molecule: messenger RNA, 567 nt
Organism: Fusarium oxysporum Fo47
Lineage: Eukaryota; Fungi; Ascomycota; Sordariomycetes; Hypocreales; Nectriaceae
Exons: 2
Coding region: 148-567 (139 amino acids)
Source: RefSeq, a predicted model, not a curated record